ACUACUCUAAUGAAUAUGCAUCAGAGGCCCAGGGAGGGUGACCUGUGGGGAUCGGACAGAGGUUACAAGGGGUGACUCCCAUGAGACCUGAAUGGACAGAAAAGAACAUAUUCCUCCCAACAUUUCACUCUUGUGGGUGCGCACACACACGCACGCACGCACGCACACACGCACACACACACACACACACACACACACACACACACACACACACACACACACACACACAGGGGGCAACAACACAAGCAGCCCUAUCUUGUCCUGCUCGCUCUUUUUUCUUGCUCUCUCUCUCUCUCUCUCCCGCUUUCACACACCUGCACCCCCCUGUUCUUUACUGUACGUCUAAGAACUACUGAGACAAAAACAAAAGGGUACUUACCUCACCGUUUUCCUCCUCCUCCUCUCUGGCUUUGUAUUUUUUCUUCUUCCUCCGUCCCUCCUCUAUGAUCAAAAAGGAGUAUCUGUUAGCGUGAACGCUGCUGUUUGGACAAUUAGACACAGUUAAAGUCAGGAUCCCGAGUCGAUCGUCAAAUAAUGACUGGAAACCGCCGAGCUGCCCCAGCUGCGCCGGGCGCCUCAGCUACCCCAACACUUCUGCCAAAUGCAACAACAGCCCCUGGCGAAAAACAUUCAGAAGGCCACAGUCCCAACAAGUUCAUGAGUGAGCUACGCAGCAUUCACAUGCCAUCGUGGGCUAUUGCUGCUCUGUGGGUCGUAACUUUGUGUAUGGUGCUGUCGUGCGCCGUGUGCAUGUGGAAGAAGUGCCUGAAAAAAAAGGACAAGGACAAAGAAAAGGACAAGAAAAAGGGGAAAGAGAAGAGCAAGGGAGGAUGUGACACUGAAAUGGAUGGCGGUAACAACGAGCUGUUCAAAGAGGAAGGUAACAAAGAAACAGAGCUGUCAGAUAAUGAGCCCAAGGAGGAGGAGAAGCUGGGUAGACUGCAUUUCACAUUAGACUACAACUUCACAGACAACACGCUGGUGGUCGGCAUCUUGCAGGCCGCAGAGCUUCCUGCCAUGGAUGUGGGAGGUAGUUCCGACCCUUACGUUAAACUUUAUCUGCUCCCGGACAAAAAGAAAAAGUUUGAAACCAAGGUCCAUAGGAAGACACUUGAGCCCACCUUUAAUGAGACCUUCACGUUUAAGGUACCGUACACUGAGCUGGGCGGGAAGACGCUAGUGAUGACUGUGUACGACUUUGACCGUUUCUCAAAACACGACGCUAUAGGAGUGGUGAAGAUACCAAUGAGCAGUGUGGACUUCAGCCAGUCUCUGCAGGAGUGGAGGGAUCUGCAGAAGGCGGAGAAAGAGGAGAGCGAGCGGCUUGGAGACAUAUGUUUGUCCCUGAGGUAUGUGCCUACUGCAGGAAAGCUGACAGUGGUGAUUCUGGAGGCCAAGAACCUGAAGAAAAUGGAUGUGGGUGGAUUAUCAGACCCUUAUGUGAAGAUCCACUUAAUGCAGAACGGGAAAAGACUCAAGAAGAAGAAAACAACGAUAAAGAAGAACACUUUGAACCCUUACUACAACGAGUCCUUCAGCUUCGAAGUGCCCUGUGAACAGAUAGAGAAGGUGCAGGUAGCAGUGACUGUGCUGGAUUAUGAUAAGAUUGGGAAGAACGACGCCAUUGGAAAGGUGCUGCUGGGCGGUACCAGCGCCGGCACCGAGCAGCGCCACUGGGCCGACAUGCUGGCCAACCCCCGGCGGCCCAUCGCCCAGUGGCACAGCCUUCAACCAGAGGACGAAGUCAACGCGCUCAUGUCCAGCAAGAAAUAAAAUGCAGCUUGUACUCCUACUUCUGAAUCAGAUUUCUACUUCGCUGCCUAAUUCCCCUUAAAACCCUUUAAGCUACUUAACUGAGUGAUAGGAUCCUGUUUUAUCUCUCACACUGUCUGACAACUACCUUCCUUUUCCUGCUUCUGCCUUGACUGCAACAGAUAGAGACGUAUCAACCUGUACAGUGCUAAUAAAUCAAAUGCAACUUUUUAAAAUCCUUUGUACUGUACAUUUUUCAUCAUCAUUCUGAUUUGCAGGGAAGAGGUAAAGCAUAAGUGUAGACUAUAGUGUAGGCUGUCAGGUGCCCGUGGUUCAUUGUUGGGAGUCACUGAGCUGAAGUCAGGCUAAUGCAAAACUGUUCACAAUUGACAUAAUGCUUUAAAGUCAAUCAUCUACUAAUUAAACUCUGAGGCCUGUUGAUAGUCGUGUUUCCCUCCACUUUGCAGGGCUUCAUACCUUCAUUCACUCAUUUCCUCAUGAUUCAGUGAAGCUUAAUAAUUGUGCUUAUCCUCCGUAGCUCAGUAGCACCUUAGCAUCGCGUUAGCAUCAUGUCCUUGACCUUAUCGCCCAAUGUCAGGUAAUGUUAUUUAUGCAAAGCAAAACCAUACAUUUACACAGACGUAGUUGUUCUGAAGGCAAGUUAAAUAAAUGUCAAGAAACAUGAACUAAACGUUGUGAUUAUUUG
Betta splendens (Siamese fighting fish) is the source of this 2458-nucleotide messenger RNA. RefSeq names its product synaptotagmin Ib (gene syt1b). The record is from RefSeq and is a predicted model, not a curated record. Gene Ontology annotation, cellular component: dense core granule; axon; synaptic vesicle membrane. The transcript has 9 exons. Gene Ontology annotation, biological process: calcium ion-regulated exocytosis of neurotransmitter; synaptic vesicle endocytosis; cellular response to calcium ion. Lineage: Eukaryota; Metazoa; Chordata; Actinopteri; Anabantiformes; Osphronemidae. Gene Ontology annotation, molecular function: clathrin binding; syntaxin binding; calcium ion binding. The coding region runs from base 535 to 1773 and encodes 412 amino acids.